AUGGAUAACAACACUCCAUUGAUAGCUAGAAAUAGAAGAAAGGGUAUUAUAGAUGAAAAGAAGAAGAAAUUUCAAACUUCUAGGAGGGAUGGGGAGAAUGAAACAAUGCAAACCAGUCCGCUAAAUCAUAUCAGUCUAAACACAUGGUCACCUAGACGAGGAAGUUCCAGCGUAUUAAAAAACAAACGAAAAGCUGAUACAUGUAUCAAAGAUUUCAAGAUGCAAGGCACAAAGAAAAACUUAAAAUCGACUCAAUCAAUAAUAUUGGGUGAAAAUAAGGAAAAUCAGCAAGUUUCUGGGAGUAUGCUUUUUAAACCAUCAAUCACAACUUCUUCACCACCAUUGUUAACAACAGUUGGAUCAUUACAACUUUUGGCCCUGAAUAGACCACCUGUAAUGAGUAAUUCUAAAGAGACAACAUCUACUCUUAUGUCAAAUAGGCCACUUCAACUGCAAGAUAAACUACUAGCCUCUCGCGAUAGAGUAUUCAAUGCAAUUACACACGUAAGAAACACUAUCUCUGAAACAACCACCAUAGCAAACGGGAGCCUCCAGAAUGACAUGCCAAACACUCAUGAUUGUGACAAUAUAAAGGUUAACUCAUCAAACAAGAAAGUUGAUAGAAGAGUCGGUAGACCUCGGACCAAGAACUUAACCGAUGCAAGUUGUCCCGCAUUUCAAAAUGAAGAGUAUUGGCACAUGGAAAAUACAAGCCAUGAAUGCGAGUAUUGCCAUGCAUUGUUUUGGUAUGACGAAAGGAUACAAAAGCACUACAACACAAAUGAUCCAAAAUAUACAUUGUGCUGUAGGGGAGGUCAAGUUGAGAUUCCUCACCUACAAGAAGCCCCAAAAAUGUUGUAUGAUUUGUUGUUUGGUAAUGACACUAGAAGCAAACACUUUCAGAACAACAUUAGGACCUACAAUAGCAUGUUUCAAUUCACCUCACUAGGUGCUAAGAUUGACCGAAUGGUUGCAAAGGGUAAAGGUCCACGCACGUUCAUUCUAUAUGGGGAAAACUAUCAUUUAAUGGGAAGCCUCAUACCACAAGAAGGGGAUCACGCCAAAUUUGCACAGCUAUAUGUCUUUGACACGCACAAUGAGAUUGAAAAUCACAUUUCAGCAAUAAGCAGAGAAAACACUGAGAAAGUUCACAAAGACAUUGUUAGAGAUUUGAAGAUCAUGUUGGAUCAACACAAUGUGUUGGUAAAAGCAUUUCGUAUGGCUGGCCAAAAGAUUAACGGUGAUGCCACAUCAUCAGUGAAGCUUAGAUUGUUGGGAAAGCGGGGAAACGAUGGUAGAAGGUAUAACCUACCAUCAACAAACGAGGUGGCAGCAUUGAUUGUGGGUGACUUUGAUCUUGAAAAAACAGAUAGGGAUAUUGUUGUUGAGACUCGAAGUGGAAGACUUCAGAGAAUAAAUCAGCUUAAUCCUUCCUACUUAGGAUUGCAGUAUCCUUUGUUGUUUCCUUAUGGGGAGGACGGUUUCAAGGAGCAUAUACCUCUUAACAAAAGACGUACUAACUCGACCAAGGGCCACGAAGAUGUAACGAUGAAGGACUUUUUUGCAUUUAGGAUACAGGAAAGGUUAGCUGAUGGUUCUCCAUUGCUAUAUUCAAGAAGAUUAUUCCAACAAUUUCUGGUGGAUGGAUAUUCUAUGGUUAAGUCUGCUAGACUAACAUACAUUUGA
This is a messenger RNA of Arachis ipaensis, 1686 nucleotides long. RefSeq lists its product as uncharacterized. The record is from RefSeq and is a predicted model, not a curated record. Lineage: Eukaryota; Viridiplantae; Streptophyta; Magnoliopsida; Fabales; Fabaceae.